Knipowitschia caucasica is the source of this 9312-nucleotide messenger RNA. Lineage: Eukaryota; Metazoa; Chordata; Actinopteri; Gobiiformes; Gobiidae. The record is from the annotation of a GenBank genome assembly.
AUGGGAAUGAAAUUUGCUCAUGCUGCGCUGUUGUUUAUAACACUUUUCUGGAGCGCUAAAGGACAGGGGAGUUCUAAUGGAGCGAUAGGUUUUAGUCUGAACCCUCCGUAUUUUAAUCUGGCAGAGGGGGCUCGUAUCUCUGCCACCGCGACCUGUGGACAGGAUGAGACGGGGAGACCGAGGCAGGAUUUAUACUGUAAACUGGUUGGUGGACCUACAACCGCGCGUCUCAGUCAGAACAUUCAGGGUCAGUUCUGUGAUUACUGUAACUCCAAUGACCCAAACAAAGCUCAUCCGGCCUCAAAUGCCAUUGACGGGACAGAGAGGUGGUGGCAGAGUCCGCCUCUAUCAAGAGGCCUGAUCUACAACGAGGUCAACGUCACGCUGGAUCUUGGACAACUCUUCCACGUGGCAUAUGUCCUCAUCAAGUUUGCCAAUUCCCCUCGGCCGGACCUUUGGGUGCUGGAGCGCUCUGUAGACGGUGGAAGAACCUAUAGUCCCUGGCAGUAUUUUGCACAUUCAAAGCGUGAGUGUAUUGAGCGAUUUGGAAAACAGCCCAAUGGUCGAAUAGAAAGCGACGACGACCAGAUCUGCACCACCGAAUACUCCCGCAUUGUGCCACUGGAGAAUGGAGAGAUUGUGGUGUCGCUGAUCAAUGGUCGUCCAGGAGCCCAAAACUUUACAUAUUCACCAGUGUUGCGAGACUUCACCAAGGCAACAAACAUACGGCUGCACUUCCUCCAGACGAGCACUCUGCUGGGACACCUCAUCUCCAAAGCUCAGAAGGAUCCCACCGUCACACGCAGGUAUUAUUACAGUAUCAAAGACAUCAGCAUUGGAGGGCGCUGCGUCUGCCACGGACAUGCACAAGUUUGUGAUGGCAAUCGGUACGAGCAGAACCCCAACAGGCUGCAGUGCCAGUGUGAGCACAACACAUGUGGCGAUUUGUGCGACCGCUGCUGUCCAGGUUUUAACCAGAAACCGUGGCGCGCUGCUACUGUCCACAGCCCCAACGAGUGCCAGCCCUGCCAGUGUUUCUCCCAUGCCUUUGACUGCUAUUAUGACCCAGACGUGGAGCAAAGGGGAGCAAGUUUAGACACCUUCGGCAGGUACGACGGUGGAGGAGUGUGCAUUGAAUGCCAGCACAACACUGCUGGAGUGAACUGUGAGCACUGCAUUGACGGUUUCUAUAGACCUUAUGGAGUCCCACCAGAGUCUCCCACUGGAUGUAUACCUUGUCGAUGCGAUGAGCGGACGACAGCCGGGUGUGAGAUGGGAUCUGGACGGUGCCUCUGCAAGCCACAGUUUACGGGAGAAAACUGUGAUCGCUGUGCGGAUGGCUACUAUAACUACCCACAAUGCAUCAACCCUACCUGCCCACCAGGAUAUUACGGCCCACCUAGAUGUCAACAGUGUUUGUGCGACUAUAGAGGAACAGUCCAGGAGGUGUGUGACGCUUUUGGCCGCUGUCUGUGUCGUCCUGGUGUGGAGGGUGAGGGAUGUGACCGCUGCCAACCUGGAUACUCCUCUUUCCCAAACUGCCAGGUCGCUGCCUGCCCACCAGGGUAUUACGGCCCACCCAGAUGUCAACAGUGUGUGUGCGACUAUAGAGGAACAGUCCAGGAGGUGUGUGACGCUUUUGGCCGCUGUCUGUGUCGUCCUGGUGUGGAGGGUGAGGGAUGUGACCGCUGCCAACCUGGAUACUCCUCUUUCCCAAACUGCCAGGCUUGCAACUGUGAUGGAGCGGGUGCUGCUGACAUUGGUUGUGCUUCUAAUGGACUGUGCGUUUGCCUUCCCAACUACGUGGGCCGGAACUGUGACGAAUGCGCUCCGGGUUUUUACGGAUACCCGGACUGCGCUGCGUGCCAGUGCUCUGCGGAGGGCUCUUACGGCUCCACGUGUAACUCUCUGUCCGGACAGUGCCUGUGUCUGCCUAGUGUGGUGGGCCAACAGUGUGACCGCUGUGCUUCUGGAGGCCUGAGGUUUCCCCAGUGCUCAGCAUCCAUUGGAAUCUGUAACUCGGCAGGAUCAGAGAUGACUGAUCUCCAAGCGGGCUUGUGUCGCUGCCGUCCAAAUGUUGAAGGAACUUUGUGUGAUAAAUGUAAACCACUCUACUGGAAUCUGGCUUUAAACCACCCCCGCGGCUGUAUCGAGUGUCGAUGUGAUGUGAAGGGGACAAUAAGUGGAGUCGGGGAGUGUGACCAGAGAACUGGACAAUGCCGCUGUAAACCUAACACUUGUGGCCAUGGAUGUGACACUUGCAAAGAUGGAUAUUUCUUACUUCGAAAGCGCAAUUACUUUGGUUGUCAAGGUUGUGGGUGUGAUGUGGGAGGAGCCAUUGAUUCAGCCUGCGAUGACAUAUCCGGACAGUGUCAGUGUCGUCAGAACAUAAUCGGCCUCAAAUGCACUGCCCCCGCACCCAACUACUACCUCCCCACAUUGCACCAUCUCAAGUUUGAGCUGGAGGACGGGACCACGCCAAACGCCCGCGCCGUUCGCUUUGGUUAUGACCCAGAGGCGUUUCCCGAUUAUAGCUGGAGGGGUUACGCUUUCAUGUCACCCGCACAGCCAGAGGUGAUCCUUAACCUUAGCUUCGGCUUUCGUGGGCUUUUCCACAUUGUAAUACGCUACACUACCCCACCUCGCAAGGGGAAAGCACCUGUCAAAGCAAGGAUUUUGGUGGUGGAUGAAGCCGGAUCUAAAUAUUGCUGUGAUUGGUCCGAACAGAGUAAGGAAGUGGUGUUUCCCAGGAGCCGGUCUCCAUCCUUCUUGACCGUCCCUGGAGAAGGCUUUGCUGAGCCCUUUGCACUGACCCCAGGGAAGUGGUUCAUCCACAUUCGAGCCGAGGGAGUACUGCUGGAUUAUCUUGUAUUGCUUCCCCGUGAUUAUUACGAAGCCCCCCUGCUUAAAGAAAAGGUCACAACACCAUGCUCAUACCAACUCACUGCUGACAGGGACACAAACUGUUUACUAUACAAGCACCUAUCCCUGGAUUCCUUCACCUCUGUGCUUGGAUCAAAGGGGGUUCUCUCCAGCCGUAGUGGACGCAAGAAAAGGCAGACCAAAGUCCGACGGCCCACAGCAGAUCACCCGGAGAUGGCUCUGCUCAAUGGGAGGCAGUCCCAGCUCCAGCUCACCCUCAGAGUCCCUCAGCCUGGAGCCUUUGUGCUGGUCCUGGAGUAUGCCAGUGAAGUGGACACUAUGCAGAACGUAAACAUGCUCAUCAGUGGCCAGUCCGGCUCUCAGAUUCUGGCCAGGGCUAAUAUUUACAGUUGCACUUACAGCUUUUUGUGUCGGAGUGUGGUAGUGGACAGCAGUAACAGAUUGGCCGUGUUGCAGUUAACUCACAAAACAGGGCUCAUGCUUCAAACAUCUACCACUAUGUUCAUGCUGUACAAGGUGUAUGUGGUGCCUGCAGAGGAGUUCUCUAUGGAAUAUGUCAAGCCAAAAGUACUCUGUGUUUCUACUCAUGGACGCUUCACUGAAGACAGCCGGUAUUGUAUUCAGAGUCAGUUUGAGCUGCCUACAUCCCCCUUGCUCUUGUCUGCGGCCCGGGAUGGUCAGCUGUCCUCCACCCCAGCGUCUGCCCUUCAACCCCGAGAGAGUGAGGAGUGGAGGCAGCGCCGGCAGACCAGCACUUUCUCCGUCCGUGAACCUCCGAGUGAUGCCGUCUUGCUGAAGUUCCCUCAGACAAAAAUCACUUUCUCUCCUCGGAUGCCGCUCCCAGGCAGGUAUGUGGUUGUGGUCCAUUACCACCAGCCUGAGCACAUCAGUUUCCCUGUGGAGGUGCAAGCAGAGGCGGAGCAUGAAUGGACUGGUUCAAUAAAUACGUCAUUCUGUCCUGCUGUUUCGGGCUGCAGAGAAGUAGUGAUCUUCGAUGGUCAGAUUGCCCUUGACUUUACUCCCCAUUCUUGGAGACAGCCCAGCAUCUCCCUGAUCAUUCCACCAAGAAAGACCCUUUUUUUGGUUUAUAUAUUGCUGGUUCCUGACAGCAGUUACACCCCAGAUGUCCUGAAAGCUAAGCCACAAGAUAAAUCAGCAGAUUUCAUUCAGCAGUGUCGAGGAGAAGGCUUCCAUAUUGACCCGGUCACCUCCUCACAGUUCUGCAAAGACUCGGCUCUCUCUCUGGCAGCAGCAUACAAUAACGGCGGGCUGCCCUGUGACUGUGACAAGACUGGAUCAACAUCUUCGGCCUGUGACCCAGUGGGGGGACAAUGCCCUUGCAGACAGUUUGUCAUUGGCCGUCAGUGCAAUAAAUGCUCCACGGGAUAUUUUGGUUUUCCCUACUGCAGACCUUGCGAAUGCGGCCGUCGGCUGUGCGAUGAGGUGACCGGGCGCUGCAUCUGCCCUCCUCAGACCGUCAGACCCUCAUGUGAUGCGUGUCAAAAUCAGACCUACAGCUACCACCCUCUGCUGGGCUGUGAGGGCUGCGAGUGUUCCCCCACUGGUAUUAACUCUAACGUUGACUCCGACUGUGACCGCACCACCGGACAAUGCAGUUGUAAGCCCAGGAUUGGAGGGCGGCAGUGCGACCUCUGUGCUGCCGGUUACUAUGGGUUCCCUCAGUGUGUGCGCUGUGACUGCGAGCACGGGGGAGUCACCAGCGAUGUGUGUGAUCCGGACACUGGUGCAUGUCUCUGCAAGAGAAAUGUGGUUGGUGUUAGAUGUGACAGCUGUCGAGGAGGAUCUUUUCACUUUGACCCCCUCAAUCCUGUGGGCUGCACCAGCUGUUUCUGCUUUGGGGCGACAGAUCAGUGUGAAAGCUCCACCAAACGCAGGGGAAAGUUUGUGGAGAUGCGUGGCUGGCGACUAGAAAAUCCAGAUCAGAAGGACAUUCCCUCGGUGCUGAACUCGGCCAGUGGGACCGUGGUGGCAGACGUCCAGGAGCUGAGUCCAACAGUCCGGGUGCUGCACUGGGUGGCACCACGCUCUUACCUCGGAAACAGAGUCUCCUCCUAUGGUGGUUUCUUGACUUACCAGACAAAGUCAUUUGGCAUUCCUAGUGAGGGAAUGACUUUGAUUGACAGAAGACCAGACGUUCUCCUUACCGGCCGAGGUAUGACCCUCAUUCAUGUGGCCCCACAACUCCCAAACCCAGAUAGGAUCUACCAUGGACGUGUGCAGACUCUAGAGGGAAACUGGCGUCAUGCAGGUAACAACAAGCCGGUGUCUAGACAAGAACUGAUGAUGGUGUUGGCCAGUCUGGUGGGGCUGAGGAUCAGAGCUCUGUACUUCACCCAGACACAGCGCCUCAGCCUUGGAGACGUGGGGCUGGAGGAGGCCUCUGACAGUGGGACAGGAGGCGCUGGGAACACUGUGGAGAAAUGUUCCUGUCCCGUUCAGUACUCCGGUGACUCCUGUGAGGGAUCGUUUUGGUGGUUUUGGCCCUCGCGCCCGGACGCAGGACAAUCAGUGCAAUUUCCUAAAUUGAAUGAUAGUGUUGGCACUGGACAGACUCAGAAAUGUGCACCAGGCUACUUCAGAGACGGCAGUGGACAAUACCUGGGCCAAUGCCUACCAUGCAGGUGUAAUGGUUUAGCCACAGAGUGUGAAGACGGAACGGGGAAGUGCCUGAACUGCCAAUACAACACGGCUGGAGACAGAUGUGAUAGCUGCAAAGAGGGUUACUAUGGAAACCCGUCUCAAAAGACAUGCACCGUUUGUCCCUGCCCCUUCAGUGUGUCCACCAACAGUUUUGCUGUGGGCUGUCAAGAGGUCAGUGGUGGAAUCAAGUGCAUGUGUAAACUUGGUUACACAGGAGACCGAUGUGAGAGAUGUUCGUCUGGUUUCUAUGGCGAGCCCGUGGUUCCCGGAGGAAGUUGCCGGCCAUGCAACUGCAAUGGAAAUGGGAACAGCUGUGACCCCAGGACUGGAAUCUGUAAGAAUACAUUGGAACCAGGAGACACAAACACAGACAAUGAGUGCAAAGAAUGUGACAACUGCGCACUGACGUUACUUCGCGAUUUGGAAAAGCUGGAUGAUGAAUUGCAAAGGAUCAAAGCUCUGUUGCAAAACGCCAGUGCGUCUUCAUCCUCUAACGAGAGACUGAAGAAGCUGGAAAAAGCCAUAGCAGACACUAAGAUUCUAGUGGACAAAUACAGCACUUCAGUGAACAACCAAAAGCCAAGAAUCACCCUGCUUGAAGACGACAUGAACACUCUGGAUGAUGACAUCGGCCUCCUGAGAGACAAGGAAAAAAACACAGCAUCAGCAGUUGAGAAGGCGAUAGUGGAAAUUGACAAGACGCACAAGCGAGCGAAGAUCCUUGAUGCGGAUAUCAAAAAUAUUCUCAAGAAAAUUCAAGCCCUGCUUGACCAGCUGAACGAAUUGGGAACAAGCGGCGAUCGUCCAUCAAACGAAAACCUCACCAAACUGUUAGAAGAAGCAGAGCGCAUGGUGAAGGAGAUGCAAAAGAGAGACUUCACUCCUCAGGAAACUGCUGCUGAGAAAGAACGAGAAGAGGCCAAAAAAUUGCUGGAUUAUAUCAAAGCAAAUGUGAGCGAUCGGUGUGACCAGAAUGAAGCGACUGCAAAGAAUCUGAAGGAGAUUUUGAAUACCUUUGGUGACAAACUCAAAGAUCUGGAGGAUGCUCUGAAGAAGGCGGAAGAUCGUGUGAAGCAGGCGUCAUCCCAGAAUGACCUCAGUGCUAAAGAGCUGAAGGACCUACAGAAACGCAUUGAGGCCUUGAAACAGGAGAAGAAAACCGUUCUGGAUCAAAUGGACAUGGCCAAAAAUGAGCUAAAAAAGACUGAGGAUUUGGCAAAAAUGCUAACAGACAGCAAAACGGAAUAUGAAAAGUUAGCUGCACAACUUGAUGGGGCAAAGACGGACCUAACCAAGAAGGUAAAUGAUUUAUCCAAAGCAGCAGCCCAAGAAGGCAUCGUGAUCAAAGCAGAAGACCAUGCUAAAAACCUUUCUAAAUUGGCUAAAGAACUUGAAGAUGCAGUGAAGAAUGCCAGCGACAAGGCCGAAGUACGAAAUGCCAAAGACGCUAUUGGUGCAUACAAGAACAUUACGGAGGCUAUAAACGCUGCGGAGGCUGCUGCUAACGAGGCUAAAGCCGCGGCCGAGAAUGCGCUAAAUAAUGUGAAUAACCAGAAGUUAACAGAAAGAGCAAAAGACCUGAAAGAUACAAGUCAAGACCUUCUGGGCAAUGCAAUGGAUGCAGAGAAAAAAAAUACUGCUAAUAAAGCUGGAAUCGCUGAUCUGAAGGACCGGCUGGCAGAGGCUGACAAAAAAAAGAAAACUCUUGAGAACGACCUUCUGGAUGCUCAAAACAGCUUAAAAGACAUCAACAGAGAUGACGUCGCUAAAAUGCUAGAAGACGCAAAGGCAAAAGCAGGUGCAGCAAACAACACAGCUACAAGCACUUUGGACAGACUGGACGACAUCCGCAAGGAGCUGGACAAGAUCAACAUCUCUCCUGUGGACUCCAACAGCAGCGGCAUCCUGGACGAUGUGGACCAGUCAGUGAAAAAUUUGUUAAACGUAAUACCAACACUCAACGACAAAAUGUCCGAAGUGGAAAACCUGACCAUGGACCUUACACCGCUGAGCAACAUCACAGAGAACAUCAGGAGAAUCAAAGACCUCAUCGAACAGGCCCGGGACGCCGCCAACAGGAUCGGUAUCCCCAUGAAGUUCAAUGGGGACGGUUAUGUGGAACUGAGAGCACCCAAGGACCUGGAGGACUUGAGGGCCUACACCGCUCUGUCUCUGCAGCUGCAAAGGCCUUCGCGGGGAGGGGACGGCAGCCGCAGACGCAGACAGGUUCAAGGGACCGAGGACCUGUUCGUCAUGUACCUCGGCAGCAGAGAUUCUUCUAAAAACUACAUCGGCAUGGUUUUGAGAGAGAACAUACUGUAUGGCGUUUACAAACUCAACGGGAUGGAGUACAAGAUGAAAACAGGCUACAUCACAAAAUCUAUGGCGGAGCAGGCCAAGUUUGAUCAAGCAGUUCUACGCAGAAUCUACCAAGACGCAGAGCUGGUCCUCAAAAAAGACGUGAUGGCAACAACUCCAGAAAACCUGAUCGAAUCCACCUCAAAAGGAGAAGAGAAGAAGAACCUCCUGGACCUGAGCCCGGAUGAUGUGGUUUUCUAUGUAGGAGGAUACCCCAGUAACUUCACUCCGCCAGCUUCUCUCAAUUUCCCCAUGUAUACGGGCUGCAUAGAAUUUGGCUACUUCAAUGACAGAGUUAUCAGCCUUUAUAACUUCCAAACGGCUUAUAAAGUAAACCCAGAGACUCCAUGCAAAAGACAAGUCCCUACUCCUGAGUCUGACUUCUUCGAGGGCACUGGAUACGGAAAACUGUUUAUAAGUAAAACCGGAACUAUCAUCAUUAUUGAAAUAUCUGUCUUGAGCCGAUCCGAAAACGGACUUUUGUUUUUCAUUGGAACCGAGGAGAAAUACUUUGCCAUGACGAUCGAAAAGGGUGUGGUGCGGCUCCGUAGCAACGCUCUCAAAGGGACUCCUACUUACAUUGAAUCCAAAAUAUUCCCCCGGAAGGACUGGGCAGAUGGUUCAAUUGUCUUCACUAGCACAGGGUCAAUCACUGUGCGCUUCACCAGCCAGACACUGGUCAAAGCCAACGCCGACUUUAACCUGAAUGACUUCACCGAAUGUUAUGUCGGCGGAGUCCCUCAAGUCAUACGGGAAAUGCACAAUGUCACAGCACAGCCGUUCAAAGGGUGUGUGAGGAACCUGAAGAUGGAUAGAACAUUUAGACCCAUUGACGAAGCCGUGGGCAUUAGCAAAGGAUGUCCACAAGAAGCUAUGGUUUCCCGUAAAGCCGAGGUGACCCUGGGCAGCUCUUUGUCCGCUGACCUCUCCGGCUUCACUCUGGACACAGACGUGACGCUCUCCCUGGGAUUCAGAAGCACCGAGAACCAGGGUCUCAUUCUGCAGAACAAAAACCUAGCUAAUGGCUUGAAUCUGGCGCUUGAAGGCGGCUACGUGACGCUUGCAUUCAACAACAGGAAGUGGCGCUCCAACAAACAGUAUAACGACGGACAGUGGCAUUACUUAACGGUCACUAGAAGAGCAGGAAUCGUUGUGCUCUUCAUCGAUGACGAAGACGAAGGCCAGGAGCAGAGCGGCAGCGUGACAAUCCCCAACACAAACGGUGCAUUGGUGCUGGGAAAAGACACGUUCAAAGGCUGCGUGACAAACCUGUACACGAGACGACCUGAGAAUCUGUACAAAGCCGAGGAUCUGAGUGAGUUCAGUUACAACGGAGACGUUCUUCUGGACGUAUGCAGUGCUCACAGCCCCGCCCAGCUCAUGCUCGACCGCACGCCCAACAAAAGGUGA